CAUCAGAUUAUACCACCUACCCUGGCACAUUUGCAACAUUCUUGCUAGAUCACCGCAUCACAACCGGACAGAAACCAUGGCUUCCUGGGAUAACCGCGUCAUCACCAAUGAGCAUUUGAUUGGAUAUGUCGAUUCCAGCACUGCGCCGCCCGAUAUCCAGGCGGCCCUCAAAACCCUGCCGUUCGAGAGAAACGUUUUCAAGCUCCUUGCCAAUUCCACCGUCUCAUUCAAGCCAUUCAUGACCCUCCUCACAACUAUGUGGGCUGAGGACCGCAAGAUCCGCUCUACUGAGUGGCAGAUCGCUGUCCUCCGCACCGCCGCGACCCUCGACGCCCCCUACGAGUGGGACGUCAACGAGCCCGUGGCCCGCGUCUUCGGCAUCGCCGACGCGCAGUUCGCCGCCAUCCGCGACACCAAGAAGCCGCUCCCCGCGGACCUGUUCACCCCGCGCCAGAGGCUCGCCGCGUGUGUCAUCGAGGAGCUCAGCGGCAACAACGUCGUCGGCCCGGAGACCAUGAAGGAGGCCAAGGCCCUGUUUGGGGACGAGGAGAUCAUGGAGCUGUUCUUCGUGCACGGCGUCUACGGGUUCCUGGCCAGGAUGAUGAACAGCUGCCGCAUCGACUACGAUGAGGAGAUCCCCGGCCUGCUUGACAUCCUGACGAAAUACAAUGCCAAGGCCAUCGAGAAGGAGAAGCAGCAGCAGCAGGAGGACCAGGUGCAGCAGAAGUAGACAGGGCGUUGAAUGUAGCUAGUACAAAGCCUAUUCCUAUGCAAGGAGAAUGGGUUUUUUAUUCAAGCUCAAAUAGCUCCAAAGUCAAGGACAUGCUUCCCGGCUCCAACCUUUUCCUUCCACUCCCCACUCAAGGCUAAAAUAACCU
Molecule: messenger RNA, 878 nt
Organism: Gaeumannomyces tritici R3-111a-1
Lineage: Eukaryota; Fungi; Ascomycota; Sordariomycetes; Magnaporthales; Magnaporthaceae
Exons: 2
Coding region: 77-730 (217 amino acids)
Source: RefSeq, a predicted model, not a curated record